Messenger RNA from Brenthis ino (lesser marbled fritillary), 1263 nucleotides. Lineage: Eukaryota; Metazoa; Arthropoda; Insecta; Lepidoptera; Nymphalidae. The record is from the annotation of a GenBank genome assembly.
AUGGAAUUAACUGUGGACGAAUUUAUAGAAGGGAUCUUUUCUAAGAAUGCUUUUGAACAACCCUCUGAUUCAAAGAAACCUGAGGAUUUGGAAAUGAGAAUACCAGAGUGGUUCGAUGAGCAACAAUUUAACAAAGCUCGUCGCUUUUACUGGUACAACUGUUACCAGUUAACAACGUCGAUGCUGUUGGGACUAGUUGCAGUGUUCGCGAUCCCAUCUAUAUUAAGAGUGCUAAUAAGUUCAAGACGAUCGAAUUCCACCUUUACAGCGUACAAAAGAUAUCUUUCUACACUUUUGCAUACGAUUUCCUGGUUUGAGAACGAAUUAAAGCCAGGCAGUGUUUCAUGGAGAUCAUUAAUGACAGUACGAUCGCGACAUAUUAAAGCAACUUUAGCGGCGAACCUUAAAGGUCAAGGUAUCGUCUCCCAGAGAGAUUUAGCUCUAACCCAAUUUGGUUUUGUGGGAUUUUCUUUAUUGAAACCGAAUAAGUUUGGUAUUUGCCAAAUGGAGGAUGGUGAUUGGGAAGCUUACAACCAUUUCUGGAGAGUCAUUGGACAUGCUAUUGGAUUAGAAGAUAGGUACAAUAUUUGCCGAAAGAACAUGGACGAAACUCGACAAGUCUGUAAAAUACUUCUCGAUAAAGUAUUUACACCGUGUUUAGAGAACGUUCCAGAAUAUUUCGAGCACAUGGCUCGGUCCAUGUUGGAUGGCCUCUGGUGUAUUAAUCCCACUAUAAAUGUAGAUGGAAUGAUAUAUUUGACGAAGUAUUUAAGCAAUGUUCCGGGAUACAUCUAUUUAGAAACAGACAGACAGGACCUGCAAAGGCUUAUUAAAGAAAAGUUGAAUGGCAAAUCAGAAGACACAGGUGUGGAAUCUUCUUCACUGUUAUCAGAAAAUUUGAUAGAAAUACCAAAAAGGACACCACGGGUACUUUUUCUCCACGACUACGACAGCUUAGACACGGCGCCUGCAUACAAAAACUUGCCUUUGGCGGGAAAAUUUAAAUUAGCACUUAAUUAUUAUGUGGUAAAUUUGUAUAAAUCGUACAUCGGUCGUAUUUAUCUCAAUUUAAAUUUCAAAUUUAGCGUACUUCUGAUGAAGUACCUCCCAUAUUUAGCUUUCGCCAGAUUUGGUAUAAUAGCAUCGUACGUUAAUAUCUUCCGUGAAGAUCCGAUUGAUGACCAACAACCAAAACCUAACUCUGAAUACUACAAAGUAAAACCUAAAUUAUCAAAAAGCAAAGAGUAUUUUUCUUUGAUUUGG